This is a messenger RNA of Auanema sp. JU1783, 870 nucleotides long. The record is from the annotation of a GenBank genome assembly. Lineage: Eukaryota; Metazoa; Nematoda; Chromadorea; Rhabditida; Rhabditidae.
AUGACACGAGUGUACCUUGUACGACCUGGUCCAGCUACUGAGCGUAUAGGACCAGUCAGACGUAGUAUUACACGUGCAGUACCCUCAACUCCUACAUCUCGGGUCCCUCAGCCAUCACGAAAAGACGUCUUGGAUGACAUCGAAGACAUUCUUAACGAUGGUCCAGAAAACAGUGGACCUCGUCGCCGAGAAAGACUCAAUCACCUGACACAAGAAGAAAAGAUGAACCGUCGCAAAUUGAAGAACAGAGUUGCAGCCCAGACAGCACGUGAUAGAAAGAAGGCACGAUCACAAAAGCUAGAAGAUGUAGUCCGAGACUUGAUGGCUGAAAAUAAGCGUCUUCGGGAAGAAAACAGUCGUCUUACAGAGGAAAAUAAGAAAUGCUCCCCUGCCGUGGGACAAGGUCAAGCUUCAACUUUCUCAAAUUCUCCUUUUAUUGACGACCUUAUACCCGAAGAAGAGCUCGCCAAAAUCAUCGAAGAUCUCAAGACCGAUUUUAUUCCGCCACUAUACUCAGAAGGAGCUCCAGUUUGCGGAACUAAUCACGAAGAAGGACACUCAUCGCCUUCCAGCAGCUCUUACCAGGCAUCCCAGGACUUUGGAUCGACCUCGGUUACGAGUGAAGAUUUCAUGAACGUAGACGACGUACCUCACAGUCCGACAUCGUCUUCAACAAGCUAUUCGACACAUAGCCCCGUUCAUUUCGACAAUACGUCAUCAUGGUCUAUGGAUGGUUGUCUAGACAACGACCCAUUACUGUCUGAUUACCCUCCCGAGCAACUUUCUUUCGGGCAGGGAUCGUUAUAUCCUAGUGAUAACUUGAGCCCAUACAGUGAAUCGUUCACAGAAGAAUUCUUCGAACUGUAUUAA